Molecule: messenger RNA, 4686 nt
Organism: Zeugodacus cucurbitae (melon fly)
Lineage: Eukaryota; Metazoa; Arthropoda; Insecta; Diptera; Tephritidae
Gene: Ythdc1
Product: YTH domain-containing protein 1
Exons: 3
Coding region: 278-2500 (740 amino acids)
Biological process (GO): regulation of alternative mRNA splicing, via spliceosome; mRNA splicing, via spliceosome
Cellular component (GO): nucleoplasm
Molecular function (GO): mRNA binding; N6-methyladenosine-containing RNA reader activity
Source: RefSeq, a predicted model, not a curated record
GCGUCGUAUUGCUUUUCACUCAUCCACCAUUGCUGAGUUUGUCAAAGAAAGAAGAAAAUUAUCCACAAUUCUUUGAGGUAUAUGCAAAUUUCAUUCCACGUUGAAUUGCAAAAAUCAAUAAGUAAAAUAAUUAUAAAUUGCAAAAUAUUUUGAAAAAAACGAUAAUUGGAGAAUUGUUUUAUAAGAACCAAUAAGUGCAGAAACAAAAAGACAUCCAUUGAGCAAAAGCAUAAGCGCAGACUGCGCUACUUAUAUAGUGUAAAACCGUGAAAAACAGAUGAAAAUUAUGGCGGACUUGGACGCAGUACACUUAGGAUUAGAUGAAAAUGAAGCAGAUAUUGCAGAGGAACUACAAGAUUUCGACGAGUCUUUUGAUACACGUAGUGAAGCGUCAGAAUCUGGUUCGGAGUCUUCGGUCUCACAGCCUAGUAUUAGUUCUGUAAGUUCGGCUGCAUCGUCUAUUGGUGAAAAGCGUAAAAAUAAGACAAAGAAAAAAGCCACUAAAGAGAGUGAGAAAAAAGCGACGUCGAAGCGUUCAUCUUCGCCGGGGGUGGGAGCCGUGAACGGAAAGAAUUCUGCCGGUGGAAAGAAAAAACGUAGUAAUGAAGAAUCAUCACAUAAAGACACCGAAUCGUCAACUAAACCUUCAGAGAGUAAAGGUACAAGCAGUAAAGAAAAAAAAUCGCAAAAGAAAGCUAGCAGUUCUAGCAAAAACUCCACUGCUUCAGUAGCCAAUAGUAAUGGCCCUGCAAAUACAAGUAGUGGGUCUAUAUCGGCACACACCAACAUCAGUGGUAAUAAAAGUGAAGCCAGUGAUGCAGAAGAUAAGCCUACAACGAAAACUCCAUUUGAUAGUGAUUCAGAAUCAGAGGACUCUGAUUCAGCUGCAAAUAUAAAACGCAAUGGACGCAAGGCGAUAUCCAAGAGCGCUUCUCCCGAGAAGAAAACACAAAGUGGAUCAAAUACUAGUGGCAAAUCAUAUGAUUAUAUGACUAAACUGAACUACUUGUUUCGGGGUACUCAUUUCUUCCUUAUAAAAUCAAAUAAUGCCGAUAAUGUUGCUAUUGCAAAAACUAAAAAUGUUUGGGCUACAUUACCGCAAAAUGAAGCAAAUCUCAAUCAGGCUUUCAAGGAAUCGCGUAAUGUCUUGUUAAUCUUCUCCGUCAACGAAAGUGGAAAAUUUGCUGGAUUUGCUCGCAUGAGUUCUCAGUCGCGCAGAGAUCUUUCUCAUCCGGCAUGGGUUUUACCACCUAGCAUCUCCCCAAAAGCUCUCGGAGGUAUCAUUGAAUUGGAUUGGAUAUGUCGUAAGGAGCUGUCAUUCAACUGUACUUCUCACCUAUACAAUACGUGGAAUGAAAGUAAGCCAGUUAAAAUUGGACGGGAUGGUCAAGAAAUUGAACCCAAAGUUGGGUCAGAGCUAUGCCGCCUAUUCCCCGAAGAUGAGAAAAUCGAAAUGACACCCAUAUUGCGUAAAUCGAAAGAGACUGCUAAGAUGAUGCGUGAAAAGGGAAUUCGAGUCUCAUAUCGCCCACCGCGCAGUUUAUCUUCUCGUGGUAGUCGAGGUGGUGCUGGUGGUAGCAGUGGUUUCCCAAGCUACCGGCAAGGUGAUCGUCGUUCCGGUGGUAGUGGUGGCCCAAUGCGACAUAGGCGUACAUUUAGUUCUGGACCACAUCGUCCUUACAAACUUCCACCUCUAGGAAUGCCACCGGGUGGCGGCUUUAAACGCUCAACUUCACCAUACCGAAGUGGUGGUGGCGUUGGUGCAGGUGGAAGCGGUGGAUCACGCGCAGGUGGUGGUGAUACCGGCUUACCGUCGUGGGAUCGUUAUAUGAAUUCCGCGGAAGCAUACAUGGUUGACUACAUGCGCUCUAUGCAUGGACAACUUCCUCCAUUACCGUUCGUACCGCCAUUUGCGCAACUUCCAUUAUCUGCAUCAAGUUCGGGUGCCUUACCGCCACCAGGUCCACCAUCUAUGUACGACCAAUUACCUCCACCAGUACGUUACUACGAUGGGCCACCACUGCCAGAUUAUCCUCCACCGCAACCAAUCAGACCUCCACCACCUGGUUUUGAUAAAGCACCAUCUUAUGAAGACUUUGCAGCUUGGAAAAAUGCUGGCUUACCUACUUUACCAGAUGGAAUGCCACCAGGAUUCCCAAGCUUUGGCGGCAGUGCCGGAACGUCAGCUUCCAAUGGUGGUAACAAUGGUAUUGGGGGUUCCAGCUCUGUCGGGGGUGGUGGUAGUUUUUCAAGUUCUACUAAUGCUAUUAAUGCAGGCAACACAUCAGGUGGUCCGAACAGUUUUCGUAGCAGCAGCCAACGUUCCAACAAUUCAAAUAUGAUGCGUCCACGUGAACGAGCUGGAGGUCGCGACUAUCGUGGGCCCAGUGGCAGUGUAAGUGGUGGCUCCGGUUCGCGUAGCGGGGGAAACGACAGACAUUUCCGCGCUGGUGGUGGUAGCAGCGGUGGAGCGCGUAAUUACCGUGAUGGUAGACGCUAAACGAACAAUGUGACAAUAAAAAAAUAAUCAUACGCAACAAAGGUGUAAAGUGAAGUAUUUACGGGUAGGCGAUUACAAACGUCCCCCCAUUGUGAAUGCGAAUACAAGAAAAGAAAGCAAAAUGUAUGAAGGUUUUAAGAUGUGUGAAAAAGUGCGUCGAAAUUCUCUAAAAAAAAUUAAACAAAUAUCCUGAUAAUAAACAUCCUUAAAUGCACCCCGUAACCUCUUCGUGUUCGAACUCUGUAAUCGGAAUGAGUGUGUGUCGGAAAACGAGUGAGGUUUUGAGCUGCAUAAGAGUAACAUAUUAUUCGAGUGCGGCUAAUAAGAUCUUAAAUAUAAUGCUCUUUAAAUUACUUAAAACCGGUACAAGUGAUUACAAGUUUAGGCAAAAAAUUUAACAUACAAAGGGAUUUUAAAUUCCCCGAAAUAUAAAGUGUAUAUGUAUUAAAUCUUAAAAUGUCAUAUAGACAACGAUAGAAACAAGAAAAAAAAAAUGACGCAUAUGUUAAAUUACUUUUUAGUUGUUUUAUCAUUAACAACUAAUUUAGUCGAAACAUAUAUUUUCAGCAAUAAGUCAUUAAAAAUGAAAAAUCAUUCAUUUUUUUAAUUGGGAUUACAAGAGAAAAUCAAAAAAAAAAAAUAUUAAAAAAACAUUUUAUUUAUAUGAUGAUGAAAUCAAUGAACAGCCUAUAUUGCCGUUCUAACUCGAAUGCUAAAGUUUUUAAAUAUAAAUUGUAAUCUACUUCAGUUCUUAAUACUUCAUGGCAUUGUUUGAUAUUUACAUAUUUUAUAAAAAUGUCGUGCUUGCAGUCCCAAAUUCUAAAAAUGAUAUCAAUUAAAUGUAUUACUACAGUUUUGUUCGCAUAAAUUAUAAAAGAAAAGAUAUAUAUUAUUGACUAAAGUUAAUUUUAAAAAAGUACAUGAUUAAAUUAUAAAUAACACACUGUGUCGCUGUACAACAUAUGCAAUUCCAUAGCAAAAGGAAUGAAAAGUUGACAAACUCUUUUUCAAUUAUAAAUACAAUGCAUAUACAUAUAUAAUUUUAAAACAUAGUUAUAAUUAUACGUAUCGUAAAAAUAUAAAACCAACCAUACAUAUGUGAACUUUAUUUGCUGAACGAAGGCGGAGAGGUUGCAAUGUUUUCGAAAAUGAAAGAAAUCAUACGAACUGUUGUGAAAAUAUGGACUGCUUUGACCGGUUGAAAGAAAAGACGCUUACCCUUCUUACCCAUUACCCAUUAAAACUAUUUGAAAUAUCAGCUUUUCAAAUAAAGAAAAUGAGUGCUAACAGAAAAAUCAGUUACAUACAACUAAAUGAAAAUUUUGAAAAGAAAAAAGAAAAAGAAAUCGGAAGCAAAAGUGUGUGCAGUGUUUCAAAUGCAAGUUAUCCAACAAUAUACAUACAAUGGAAUAUUUCAACAUUCAGCUAGCGCAAAUUGAAGUGGCAAAAAAUAUAGUGUUUGUGUUGAGAAGAUUAUACAAAAUUAUUGCCAUACCUUAUUCUGCUGAAAUCACUUCCGCAUUCAAGAUAUUAACAAAGCCUAUUGGACACAACUAGUUAUUCAACAAUCUCAUGCUCCUAUUCAAACUCGAUUGGAGUGAAUGUGUCAAUCCCAUAAAGCAUAUACAUAUAUAUAAGAACUUUCCGCUUGGGUUUAGACAACAUAAAAAUGAAGUGCUUGAAAUGAAAAUCAGCGCGAUGUUUUUUCGUACUCAUUUUAACGAGUAAAGUGCAUAAAUAUGUCUAUCGGGAUUCGAGCGUAACGCUUUUGAGUCCUUUAUAGUUCCCGCAUUGCUUACAGCACAUAUCGCACCAUAAACCAUAUUUGCCUGGAACCAACUGUAUCUAUGCUUUCUAAUUAAAUUAAUUCUUGUCUUUCAGACCAAUGCAGACUUCUUAUGGGAAAAGCUGUUUGACUUUGACACUCCAGUGUCCUGCUUAAUGCAGUAAAAAUAAAAUAGAAACGUCUACUAAGUUCAUGGGACCGUAUAUUUCGCAGCAAAAAACAAAAAAAAAAAUCUUAGUGUUGUUAAAACAAAUCUAUUUUUCUACAAACAAAACCAAAUAACUUACAAAAUUGAUGCUCUGGAGAUGUGAAAUAAUCGUUUUAAGAGUGUUGCAUAAUAUGUUUUUUAUAAACUUGUGAUUUUUUUGGACAAGUGAUUAAUAUUUAAUAUUAUACUUUA